Messenger RNA from Telopea speciosissima, 2965 nucleotides. RefSeq names its product cyclic nucleotide-gated ion channel 17-like. Gene Ontology annotation, biological process: transmembrane transport; potassium ion transport. Gene Ontology annotation, cellular component: membrane. The record is from RefSeq and is a predicted model, not a curated record. Bases 273 to 2522 code for a protein of 749 amino acids. The transcript is spliced from 8 exons. Lineage: Eukaryota; Viridiplantae; Streptophyta; Magnoliopsida; Proteales; Proteaceae. Gene Ontology annotation, molecular function: voltage-gated potassium channel activity.
UGCGGCCAUUAGGUCCACUACAACUGUAGCUUUCAGAUGGUGAAGUGGGUCUCAGAGUUUCAGUCCUCAACAGUCAACAGCAACAAGUUUAGCUCUCUGCAAGUCACUGAAAUGGCUUAAACAUUCUCCAAAGUCUAGAUUGGUAAAUGAAUCAGAUAUCCUUUGAUCGUAAGCUGUGCUCGCUGGAUUGUGGAGAAUGUGCUUCUACUCUUUGAAUUUGUCUUAACAGUAGUUCUGUUCUGGUUUAAUUGUCUGGUCCUUCUGGGGAAGGUAUGGAGGUCAAGAAAGAGAAGAUGGUGAGGUUUUAUCCUGAUGAAAACCAAGUGUCUGAUGUGAUGUGGGAAAGAACUGAACCGCUGCACCUUCGAACACCCUCACCCCUAUACAAGGUUUCAGCUCCUCUGCUGAAAUCUGAUGGCCUAAAAUCUGAUGACCAUGGCCUUGUCCAUGAUCGAGUUUUAGGUGGAGGUGGUUUCGGAAGUAAAAUUACUGGGAGCUUCAAAUUUGGAAGAUCUAAAGUCUUUCCAGAGGACAUUGAGCCAUGGAGGAAGAAGAUACUUGACCCAGGCAGUGAUAUUGUUUUGCGAUGGAACCGGGUUUUCCUGUACUCGUCCUUGGUGGCUCUGAUUUUAGACCCUCUAUUUUUCUACCUGCCUUUGUUAUCGGGUGACGCGACUGUAACCACAACGUGUAUGGAGACGGAUUUGACUCUGGGAAUUAUCGUGACGUGUUUCCGAACGGUUGCCGAUCUGUUCUAUCUGUUGCACGUCCUCAUAAAGUUCCGGACAGCAUAUGUAGCACCUAUCUCCCGGGUGUUUGGGAGGGGUGAGCUUGUAAUGGAUCCUAGGAAGAUUGCAAAGAGAUAUUUAAGAACAGAUUUCUUCAUCGAUCUGGCGGCUACAUUACCUCUCCCACAGUUUGUCAUCUGGUUUAUAAUACCGGCAAUUAGAAGCUCCCACACUGAUCAUACUAACAAUGCCCUUGCACUCAUCGUUCUGCUCCAAUAUGUUCCAAGAUUAUAUCAAAUAUUUCCUCUGAGUGCCGAAAUUAUUAAGGCUAAUGGAGUUAUCACAAAGACUGCCUGGGCUGGGGCGGCAUAUAAUCUACUGCUGUACAUGAUAGCUAGUCAUGUUUUAGGGGCAUCAUGGUACUUGUUGUCAAUUGAGCGGUAUACAACAUGUUGGAAAACAGCAUGCAGAAAUGAGCUUGCCCCUUUAAAGUGCAGCCUUAGUUAUUUAGACUGUGAAUCUUUGCAGGAUAAUGAUCGCAUGAGUUGGGCAAACAAUACACUUGUGUUUGCUAGCUGUGAUAUUACCAAUUCAAAUAUGACUUUCAAUUAUGGCAUGUUUGCGAAUGCAAUGAGUAAUCAUGUGGUCUCCUCAAAUUUCCUCGAGAGAUACUUCUAUUGUUUGUGGUGGGGGUUACAAGUCUUAAGUUCAUAUGGGCAGACUUUGUCUACAAGCAUGUUUAUUGGGGAGAAUUCGUUUGCUAUACUCAUUGUCAUUGUGGGUCUGGUCUUAUUUGCCCAUUUGAUUGGGAACAUGCAGACCUACUUGCAAUCCAUCACGGCAAGGCUUGAGGAGUGGAGACUUAAACGGCGGGACACUGAAGAGUGGAUGAGGCAUCGCCAACUCCCUCCAGAUUUGCAAGAACGUGUGCGGAAAUUUAUUCAAUAUAAGUGGCUUGCAACGCGAGGAGUUGAUGAAGAAGCUAUCCUUUGUGCUUUACCAACUGAUCUUCGUCGGGACAUCCAGCGCCACCUAUGUUUGGACCUUGUUCGGCGGGUCCCCUUUUUCUCACAGAUGGACGACCAAUUACUAGAUGCCAUAUGUGAGCGCCUUGUAUCUUCCCUAAGUACUGAAGGCACUUACAUUGUUCGUGAAGGUGACCCUGUAAGUGAGAUGCUCUUUAUAAUCCGGGGAAAACUGGAAAGCUCUACCACCAAUGGGGGGAGAACAGGGUUCUUUAAUUCGAUUACUUUAAGACCCGGUGAUUUUUGUGGCGAGGAGCUGCUUGCAUGGGCUUUGCUUCCAAAAUCCACUGUUAACUUGCCUACUUCCACAAGGACAGUCAGAGCCCUUACUGAAGUGGAAGCUUUUGCCUUGCAAGCAGAAGAUCUCAAGUUUGUAGCCAACCAGUUUAGGAGAUUACACAGUAAGAAGUUGCAGCACACUUUUCGCUUUUACUCUCACCAUUGGAGGACAUGGGCAGCCUGCUUCAUACAGGCUGCUUGGCGUCAAUUCAAAAGGAGGAAGAUGGGAAAGGAUCUCUACAUGCAGGAGUCCUCGUCUUUCUCAUAUUUAUCAGAUGCGCAAGCAUUUGUUGAGACAGGACAAGAGGGAGAAGGCUCUACUGUUGCUUUGGAGAGUCCCUCCAAGACAGUACCAAACCUUGCUGUAACAAUAUUGGCUUCAAGGUUUGCUGCAAACACGAGGAGGGGAGGUCAGAAAAUCAAGGGUGUUGAGAUUCCCAUACGAAAGCCUGAAGAUCCCGACUUCUUUACCGAAGCUGAUGAUGAUUAACUUACUCUGCAAAUGGUAAAAUUCCAACCAUAGAAAUAGAUGUCCAGGAUGAAUCUCAUUUGAGCCCCCCCCCCCCUUCCCCCCCAACGCCCCAGUUCAAAACCAUCUAGGGGAAAAAGAAAGAUGUUUGGGAGAUGGAAGCCUGUUUUGCCUUUGGGUUUGCAGAUGCUAAUAUAUGUAAUGCUUCAUGAGUGACUCGCCUUUAUUAAGGGUUGUACAAUUUGCCUGUGUAUCCAUCUUACUACACAGGUUAGAACUUCAAACUCUGGCCAUAAAAUCUAUUAUUUCAUCAAGUAAGAUGGAUACACGGGUACCACUUCCUUGAGAUGUUGGCAUAAUACUUAUGAAUGCCUAUACUCUAUUGUACUGAUAUUUCUAUUUUUUUUCAUUUUUCAUAGGUCAUAUAGUUUUAAUAAAAUUUAUUUCCUUCUAAUUUAUAGCAA